Mytilus trossulus (common blue mussel) is the source of this 5260-nucleotide messenger RNA. RefSeq lists its product as uncharacterized. Gene Ontology annotation, biological process: regulation of apoptotic process. Bases 48 to 1961 code for a protein of 637 amino acids. Gene Ontology annotation, molecular function: protease binding; death domain binding. The record is from RefSeq and is a predicted model, not a curated record. The transcript is spliced from 7 exons. Lineage: Eukaryota; Metazoa; Mollusca; Bivalvia; Mytilida; Mytilidae.
CAAGAAGAAUUCUGUCAGAUUUUACCAUUUAAAGAGUACAUAUUGAUAUGCUAAUACAUCUAGAUAUCAUAUCCGAACAACGGAGAUAUGAUACAAAAACAGGAAGUCGUCUACUAAUAGAAAACUUCUUUGUACCCUGUAUGCUUACCCAAAGAAAUGAUACAGAUUUCUUGAAACAAGAAUGUACACCAGAGAGGACACUAAGUUUGGCCUUUGUUUUCAAAGGAACCAUCAUACCUCCAGCCUUACCAAACCGUCUAAUAUGUGCAUGUCUGAGUAUGUGGACAUUAACAGAAUACCAAGGACGGAAACUUAUGUUUUCUGGGUUUGUUGGGUUAUCAUUUGAUAAAGAGCAUGAUAUUGUUGUCUGUGUAGAAGGAAAUAAGAUCUUACUGCACCUUGUCCACAAGCGCUCCAAGGGCCUGAUAAUACCUGAUAUAGCCACCAGUGUCCGGGAUUGUUUGUUUGUCACUUUGGAGAGAAUAUCUGAAUUUUAUCAGUCAACUAUCCAUUGUAAAGCCAACAACAAGUUACCAUUCCACACUGAGUAUUCCUGCUCAAAAUUAAACUGUUUUACUCCAGAAGAAUAUAUGGUUGUAGAUACAGAGGAAUUUCUUUGCGAACAUGGUGAAAACAUUAAACACAACUGGAGAGUUUGGAAUCAGAAACUGGAACAAAUGCAGUGUGAUCCUAGUUGUCCAGGUUUGAGUGAAUAUUCUUUAGAUCAAAUUCCAAGUAACCCCGAGUUGCUUCGUCUUUCUGGUACUUGUGAGGAAGACUUGAUACAUGAAUUAGCACUUGGUCUUGGAAUGGAAGAGAUAGAUUGGAGAGAUAUUGUCAAGAAUUACACAGGAAAUACACAGAUGGUCAAGUUUUUGACACUUAUUCACUUGAAAGAGAAUUAUUCAAUAUGUUUUGGAGAUCUAGAUAAAAGUUUUCAAGAGAUGAAAUUAACAACACACACAUUAUGCAUGGUCAGGAGAAGAAAACAAGUGAAAUCUAGAAUUUCAGACGAUAUAUUAGAUUGUAUCCCUACAGAUGAAAUUUUAGACAAGCUAGCACCACAGAUUGGAAAAAUGGUUUUUCAACUUGGAACAGAACUCGGAUUGUCCAUAGCGGAUUUAGAAAACAUCGACAAAUGUAGUCCCGAUUUGACAGCCCAAAAUAAGGAAGUGUUAUUUACUUGGAGAAAAGACAGAUCAGUAAAACCUACAAUACGGGUUAUUAAACAAGCUUUAGUUAAUAUAAGAAAAGGUGUACGUUGUUUAGAGGAGGUUGUGAAGAACAUAGAUGCAAAAACAUUAAAAGCUGUGGAAAAAGUUACAGAUAAAAUCAGAGAUAAUGCAGACAGAAUCAUACAGGACAUACAAAUCAGUCAAAUUUUAGAUCAUAUGAUGACACAUCUGGUGAUAUCAGUAGAUGACAGACGCCGUAUUGAAAAACAUGCGGGACAAGAUGAUCAAAACAGAGCAUUGCUGGAUAUUGUGGUUAAAAGAAAAGAACCUGCAUACAGUGUAUUUGUUGAUGGAUUACUUAAUAAUGGAUACGAAGAUAUCGCUAAUGAUUUGGAAUGUGUAACACACGAUAUCAGUCCAAGUCCAACAUUAGUAUCUGCUGAAAAUGAAGGCUUUUCAGUUUGGAAUGUUCCGUUGUAUAAAGUUCGUCUACAAAAGAAUUACCUCAAGGUUAUCACUGAUAUACAACACGAGAGCAUAGUAGAUCAUCUAAUAUCAAGAGAGGUGGUGUCAGUUGAUGAUGGGAAGAAGAUAGAAUCUGGUAAAACACCACAGGAAAAGAACAGGAAUUUAAUGGACAUGCUGUUGCGUAAAAAUGAACAGGGAUUUAAUGAAUUUCUCAAAGCUCUACGAAAAGACUCAAUUUAUGCAGAUCUAGCAGAGCAAAUAGAAAAGACAGAAGUUACUAGCACAGAUAUGGCAACUCUUCAUAAAUGCUUCAAAUAAAAUAAAAGUAAUUUCUUUCAGAAAAAACAGCUAGGAAAACCAUCAGUUAACAAUUAAUAGAAGGAAGUAUUGUCAAUCCCAGGCAUUACGAUUUGGUCACUUCAAUAAUCCACUGUAAAUUCAAAAAUUAUUGCGUGCAUUUAUUAUUGCCUUUUUUUACAAAAAAAAAGCGAUAGUAAUUAUUACAAUGUCAAAAGAAUCUUUAUACUAAUAUAUGUAUCAGUUUAAGAAUGUGAGUUCUUAUUAAUGCGAUACUCACUCAGUCGCAUUUUUCGCAUUAAUAAAAACCUCAAAAUAAUUUCUGAAUUUACAGUAUGUGAAUGAAUCACAAUGUAAUAGUGAUAACAAUCUUUUAUCUUAAACAUAUUUCAUGUGAGUGUCAUGCAUGGCAAGGAAAAAGCUAUAAUAUGUACUAACCCCUUUUAUGAGAGUUGAUUCCUACAAUCCCAAUAUCAAUUUGACGUGGCUCAGUAGUUAUACAGCCCGUCAUUUUGUUAUUGUGCUAUGGUAAAUUUUUGUAUUCUCGCUUUCGUUUUUGCAAAUAUGCUUUGUCUAUAUGCCUUUUUGAUUUUUUUAUAAUGAUUAAGACUAUAACACAAUGUUUACUGCUGUAUCCUUAUUUUUGACAAUGUUACCUAUUAUGUCUACUUACUUUGUUCACACACUGGCGCCAAUUUAAUGGAAUUUAAUGCGACUUUUAUACAAGUGAGAGGUUUAACUAGCUAUAAACCAGGUUCAGUAUACCAUUUUCGACAUAAGCAAAUGUUUGUACAAAAAUAGGAAUUUAAAAGUUGUUAUCCAUUCAUGUAGCGUGUUUGAGCACAUACGUCUAGAUGAACAAACCUUCGUGUUUUUGAUAAUACAUAAUUUUGUAAACAGAUAAUUUGCACACGUGAUAUGUCAUAACUACUGCGCUGGUUAUACCCGUUAGAACGUAACAACCGCCAGUAGUUGCAUCAACCCGUUGAUUGUAAAAACUCGUAAACUAUACUUAAUUUGUUAUGCUGGUGGGUAAACCAGCUGUGUUUAGAAAUCAAUUAAAUUUAAACUUAUCAUCAUUUGUAAAGUUACUUUUUUUUUGUAUAGUUAAAUAAUACCAUUUACAUGUUGGACAGAGAUCAACUGAUGAACUGCUAGAUUGAAAUUGUUUGUAAAUAAAUGGCUAUUAUUAUGUCUUUCUUUCUGUAAUGUGUAUACAAGUAUCAGUCUAUAUUUGUAAUUCCCCAUUUACAAAUAAAGGUUGCAUUUCUGUAAAUAUAAACAGUGAGAGUGUAAUUUCUCAGUAAGCAGGACAGUGUGAUUUUUUAGUAAACAGGACAGUGUAAUUUCUCAUUAAACAGGACAGUGUGAUUUCUCAGUAAACAGGACAGUGUGAUUUCUCAGUAAACAUGACAGUGUAAUUUCUCAUUAAACAGGACAGUGUGAUUUCUCAGUAAACAGGACAGUGUAAUUUCUCAGCUUCUUUUACAGCUUUAACUGUACCAUGUUUACACUGAAGUUUCGUACGAAUUUGUAUCCAAGAAUGGAAAGUUCAUUAGCACUUUUUUUUUCAAAGGUCAAAACGUAAGUCUGUGCAGCAUGUUUUCAACAAUUAUAUACCUCAAACUUAUAAGAGUUUAAACUGAUACACAAAUUAUGUACUUUCUCACCCUUCACGUUUGGUCAUACUCAGAAUUUAGUUUGGCAGCUACACAUGUGUAUUUAUACUUAAAAAUUCCCCAGGUGUGUAGCUGAACUAUGGAGAUCAUACCAGUAAAUAAACUAAACAUAAAAUAUAUAAAUAUCUUCCCUAGAUACAAUCUUGUCCUUCAUGCAUUUCUUAUGGGGGUGUCCGAGUGAUUAUAUAGUCUAAUGGAUACUAAAGUAUGCACAUAUAAAAAAACUAAAUCAGAGACCGAAUAUUGUCCUUCAUGCAUUUCUAAAAACAUGACAGCAGCUAAUUUAAAUGUAAGCUUGUAAAUAAAAAUGUCUCUUCAUCAAUAAGGUUUUGAACAAAAAUGCAUGUAAUGCAUAUUCACCAUUUCCUUUCUCAAUUUUAUCUGUUCUAUCAAAUGAAAUAAUGGUUAUGCCCCACGUAUGAUAUUAGAGGGCCAUUAUGUGUUCUGGUCUGUGUCUUCGUUCGUUCGUUCGUCCGUCUGUGCGUCCGUUCGCUUCAGGUUAAAGUUUUUGGUGAAGAUAGUUUUUGAAGAAGUUGAAGUCCAAUUAACUUGACACAUAGUACACAUGUUCCCCAUGAUAUGCUAUUUCUAAUUUGCAUGCCAAAUUAUAGUUUUGACCCCAAUGUCAUGGUCCACUGAACAUAGAAAAUAGUGUAAAGUUCAGGUUAAAGUUUUUGGUCAAGGUAGUUUUUCAUGAAGUUAAAGUUACAUUAAUUUGAAACUUAGUACACAUGUUCCCUUUGAUAUGAUCUUUCUAAUUUUAAUGCCAAAUUAAAGUUUUGACCCCAUUUUCACGGUCCACUGAACAUGGACUAUGGACACGUUCUUGUUCAUUCAUCAGAAAAACGGAAUUUGAAUUCAGUGAUAAUUGUUUGGUUAUAUUAUAUAAUCAAAUAUUUGAAAGUGUUUGAGAACAUAUCACAAAACAUUUAUGGACUUACAAAUUGUGCGUCUCUACGGUUAUCUACACCAUGUGUUGUUUCUUUGUGUUUAAGCGUAAUGCUAUACAACUUUCUGUUUGAUUCGCCCUUUUAACAUUUUUAUUAUACUCAAUAAUAUUCAAUAGAGAUUAGAUUUUGUGAGGCCCCUCAUGGGGGUGUCCGAGUGAUCAUAUAAUCAUAUUUUUUUUAACAAUAUAAUCACAGAAUCAUUAAUUGUUUUUCUAAACAAGAUAAUCAAAUAAUCAAAAAUACAGUUCUAGAUAAUUAAAUAAUCAUAAAAUAUUUGGUCUUGUAACCGAAUAACCAAAUAACCAUUAUUAAAACAGCUGAAUAAAGAAAUACUCAAUAACCCCACGAGGAGGCUUUAUGUCGGAUAUGAUUUUACAAUAAUAAUAAUAGUAUGAUUUCAUGCUUGAUAUUUUUUUCCUUGCACUCAAGCACCCCAAAUGUGUACUAUAAAAUCUUAUGCCAGAUGUGUCAUCAAUUUGUCAGCCUUUUUCAUUGCUUAUACAUUUUGCCUUCAAACAGUAAUCUAUAAAUUAAUACUACUGUUUUAUUUUAAAUAUAUAGAAACUUUGUUAUUUACAAAUAAUUAUGAUAUGAUACAGUUGUGUUUUGUUGUUGAUGUUAUUAUUGUAGCACAUUGUGUGUAAGAACUGUCUUGUGUUUGUAUAUAUGUAUAAACUGUUUGUGCAUUCUA